Molecule: messenger RNA, 849 nt
Organism: Cynara cardunculus var. scolymus (artichoke)
Lineage: Eukaryota; Viridiplantae; Streptophyta; Magnoliopsida; Asterales; Asteraceae
Exons: 3
Coding region: 178-747 (189 amino acids)
Source: RefSeq, a predicted model, not a curated record
GUGCACGAUUUGCCUCGAUCUGUAAUAAAAAUACAUUCGUCCCUCAGUUGAGAAUAAAAGCGCCACAAAAUUUGCAAAAAGUAGAUUGCUUAUCCAGGGAGAAAUCGACACCCUACGAACUAGGGUUUUCGCCGAGUUGGAAACGAUUUGGAGGAGGUUCAUUUCCAAGGCGUGCAAAUGGAAUCGAAUGGAUAUGUACAUGGCGAGUCAUCACUGAACCAGGAAUGCAUUACCAGAAAAUUGGAUUUUAGUGAUGACAAAGAAGUAUCAUGGUGUCCUUACUUUGGAUUCGAUGAACCUCAUUCUGGAAAAUACAUAAUGAAACGUUGGAAAGAAAAUAUAAUAACCACCAAUUUAUUGAGGACACGAAAUUGCUUAGGCGAAAUAGAUCGGGGUUAUCGCAAUGAACUAGCCCAUGAUACACAUUCAGCAGUGGACUAUUGCAUUGAUAUAUUAAGCCGUGAUAAGAAGAAACUUGAAGCUUUUGCAAGCAAAAUUCACGAUCUCAAGUGUGAAGUAGAAGCUGAAUUUCUCAACUCACUGAACUACAAUAGCAAAAAAGAGAUGGCGGAAUCAUUUUUGGGAUACGAGUUCGGAGAAAUUACAAUUCGUAACCCACCAGUAAGAAGAAAUAGAUGGGAGGAAGCCAUUGUUGAAAGCUCAAAGCGUAAGAGAAUGUGCAGAAGAUGCAUGGAAUUGUCUACGCAUGACUCCAGGAAUUGUCCAUUGAAAAAUGCAGCAGAAUAGAUGGGUUCUUUUAGAAACAUAAGGUUCAGGUUCUAAUUGUAAUUUGAAUGGUGAUUUUCUUAGGACUACAUUUCGUUGAUGCCACUGUCAAAAUUCAUGUGC